Molecule: messenger RNA, 1748 nt
Organism: Pygocentrus nattereri (red-bellied piranha)
Lineage: Eukaryota; Metazoa; Chordata; Actinopteri; Characiformes; Serrasalmidae
Gene: ihhb
Product: Indian hedgehog signaling molecule b
Exons: 4
Coding region: 381-1628 (415 amino acids)
Biological process (GO): regulation of gene expression; cell fate specification; protein autoprocessing
Molecular function (GO): calcium ion binding; patched binding
Source: RefSeq, a predicted model, not a curated record
CCGCGGCGGGGACACCCUAUAACCGCAGCGCAAAAAGCGCAGCGCGCUCCGUCUGCGCGCACUGCUCACCACCGCAGCGGCUCUCAGCGCGCGUGCCAAGACAAACGGAAAGUGGCUAUUUAUUCUAGGACUAAGAGAAAACGAGAGAGAGAGAGGGAGAGAGAGAGAGCGCGCGCUGCAGAGACCCGAGACGAGCACCGUGGCGCUACCUCUACCGGUCUAAAGGCGUUGCGCCCAAAAACGCCGGACAUUUCUGUCCGGGAUGAACAGCACAUGAUGCCCUCCUAGGCACGACCCCAGUCCCCCUCAGUGACCCGGCGUGGGGACAGAAGCCACGACCAGGGGGAGGACUAUUUGAAGUACCCACGAGCGCUCGUGUGAUGAGGCUCUCCACGCGGGUGCCGCUCCUUACCGGCUGCAUCCUGCUGCUCGCCUCGGCGUGUGCGUGCUGCGGCCCGGGCAGAGGCUACGGCAAGAGGCGGCCGCCCCGGAAGCUCACGCCCUUGGCCUACAAACAGUUCAGCCCCAACGUAGCCGAGAAAACCUUGGGAGCGAGCGGGAGGUACGAGGGCAAGAUCACGCGCAGUUCGGAGCGCUUUAAAGAGCUGACGGCGAACUAUAACCCAGACAUCAUCUUUAAGGAUGAGGAGAACACAGGUGCGGACCGGAUGAUGACGCAGCGCUGUAAAGAUAAGCUGAACUCUCUGGCGAUCUCAGUGAUGAACUUAUGGCCAGGUGUGCGUCUGCGUGUGACGGAGGGCUGGGAUGAGGAUGGCCAUCACUCCGAAGAGUCUCUGCACUAUGAGGGCAGAGCAGUGGACAUCACUACUUCAGACCGCGACCGUAAUAAAUAUGCCAUGUUGGCCCGUCUGGCUGUAGAGGCCGGCUUCGAUUGGGUUUACUAUGAGUCCAAAGGCCACAUCCACUGCAGUGUCAAGUCAGAACACUCCCUGGCAGCUAAGACGGGGGGUUGCUUUCCAGGAAGGGCAUGGGUGACACUGGAAAAGGGGGGUCGGAAGUCAAUGCGUGACCUGCAGGCUGGUGAUCGUGUCCUGGCAUCUACAGAGAGGGGCAAUCUCAUCUAUAGUGAGGUCCUUGCCUUCCUGGACCGUGACCCAGCGAUCAAGAAGCACUUCUAUGUGAUCAGUACACACAAUGGAGCCACUCUCUCCAUGACUGCAGCACAUUUGCUCUUUGUUUGGGAUGGAAACUGCACUGGUGGGGCCCUGCCAGCAGAAGGGGCUAUGCAAACAAUAUUUGCCAGCGAUGCACACCCAGGGCAGUGUUUGCUGACUCUAGAGGAAGGGGCUGAGGGACAUCUAAAUGGCCAGCUUUCGCGCAUCACCCGACUGCGUGUGUGGGAGGAUCGUGGUGCAUACGCCCCACUCACUGCCCAGGGAAGCCUGCUGGUCAAUGGGGCAAUGACUUCAUGCUAUGCUGCAGUAGAAAAACAUCAGCUUGCUCACUGGGCUUUUGGCCCACUCCGCAUGCUUUACAGCUGGACCGGGCCGAAUCGAGUCCAGGGAGAGGGACUACACUGGUAUGCUCAUGCCUUGCGCUGGGUGGGAAAACUGCUGCUGGACUCUGAACUCUUUCACCCCUGGGCCAUGGAGAGUACCGAUAGAUAAUUGGAUUGGUGAUGUGUAGGCUGUGUUUGGGACACAGGCAGAUGUGAUGAAUGUGGUGCCUCGUGGUCCCAUAUAGAGACAACUUCACCGCCAAACAAGCCAUUGAAGCUUACAUCCGGG